Equus caballus (horse) is the source of this 831-nucleotide messenger RNA. RefSeq names its product serine peptidase inhibitor Kazal type 14 (putative) (gene SPINK14). Gene Ontology annotation, molecular function: protein binding. The record is from RefSeq and is a predicted model, not a curated record. Lineage: Eukaryota; Metazoa; Chordata; Mammalia; Perissodactyla; Equidae.
ACCACACAAUGCGUCAUUGCCUUCUCUCUCCUACACGGCUAUUCUACACCCUGCUGAGGCCCUCACACAUGCUCCUUAAAGGAGAGACCCAAAAGAGCGUGUUACAGCUCCUUUUUCUCUUGUUUCUGAGAGAUCAACAUCCUAAGGCAAUAUCUCAGAGCAUCACUCUAAGGAAACACCAGGAGGAAAAAUGGCCAAAUCUUUCCCAGUACUCAGCUCACUUUCAUUCUUCAUCAUGAUACGUUUGGUGUUAACUUCUGCUGCAGGUCCCCGGCAAUGGUGGCCACCACAUGGACCUGUUAAGCAUGACUUGAUACAUGGUGCCAGGUCCACGCCCAGGAUCCAAACUGGUGAACCCCGGGCCUCCGAAGUAGAGCUCACGACCUUAACCACUACGCCACCAGGCCGGUCCCCUAUUAUUUUUUUUAAUGUGAAAUGUCCAUUUAGGAAAGUAGACUUGAGCUGGUUCAGUGGAACAGUGAACCCCUGCCCUGGUUUAUAUCAACCUAUCUGUGGCACCAAUUUAAUAACCUAUGAGAACCCCUGCAUCUUGUGUGUUGAAAGCAUGAAAUCUCGGGGAAAAAUUAGAUUUAAACAUGAUGGAAAAUGCUAGCCAACUGGACUUGGAUGUGAAAGAAGCUAUCUUCUCUUUCUCUCCAUCAUGACAAUCCUCCUCUUGCAAAUCGCCCCUCCUUUCAUGUGUUGUUAGUGACAGAGCUACCCCACUGAGCUUGUAUCAGAGAGCUAAAGGUUUCUUCUUUAGACCUCUUCCGUCACUGAUUCACUCCCUUCCAUCUUCUCCCUAAGAAAUAAACUUUUCUGAAAGUCUGA